Chenopodium quinoa (quinoa) is the source of this 3613-nucleotide messenger RNA. RefSeq names its product probable tRNA N6-adenosine threonylcarbamoyltransferase, mitochondrial. Gene Ontology annotation, biological process: tRNA threonylcarbamoyladenosine modification. The record is from RefSeq and is a predicted model, not a curated record. The transcript has 14 exons. Lineage: Eukaryota; Viridiplantae; Streptophyta; Magnoliopsida; Caryophyllales; Amaranthaceae. Bases 1975 to 3339 code for a protein of 454 amino acids. Gene Ontology annotation, cellular component: mitochondrion.
AAAAACUUUUUUUUUUUUUUUUUAAAAAAAAAAAAAGCGAAAUAGGUUAAAUGAAAUAUUUGUGUAAAGCUGUAGCCUAAUGGUUUUUUUCACAUCCCAUCACACAAGAGUUUGUGGGUUCAAAACCCAUAACUCACACUUUUUUUUUUCUUUUUGUUUCCUGUUUUCCUCAAGACUUAGACGGAGCGUUUGGCAAAUGAGAAUGAGAAUUUGGGGAAUAUAAGGUGGGAGUGGGAAUGGGAAUUAAUAGGUGGGAAUUCAUGAGAUAAUCCCAAUCCCUUGUUUGGCAUAUUUUGGAAAUAAGAUUGAGAAAUUUUAAAUCCUAUGUUUGGUAUGUGGGAAUAAUAGAAGGAUUAAAAGCAUAAUUUACAAGAUUACCCUUUACAUAUUAAAAAAGUGUAAUAUAUGUCACAAAAGAGGGGGUAAUAUUACCUUUUUAACAAUUCAGUGAAUUCCCCCACAAUAUUACCUGCCCUCCAAGUAAUAAAAUGUAGGGAAUACAAGCUAAUUAUUCCCAAGCCUAUUCCCAUUUUAUAUCAUAAUUCCCACCAUCCAAACAUGGGUUUAUAAAGAUUAGGGAUUAUUAUUCCCAUUCCCAACCCAUAAUCCCACUUACCAAACAGCCCGAGAAGGUACGGAGGAGAACGCAAUUACCUUCUCAGCUUUCCUCUUCCUCAUUCCCCCAAAUUGCAAAACCCUAACUUUGGGGAUUUUUUUUGCUAAAUCGUUGAAUUUCAUAUGCUAAUAUACAUUACGAAUUGGGGAUUUUUUGUAAAUCGCUGAAGAUUGGUUAUAAUUCGCUAAUUUACUUAAGUUCUCAAUUUGGGGAUUUUUUUCGCUAAAUCGUACGGCAGACGACCAGGUUCCUUGCUCCACCGACGUCCGACGACGACCACACGGAAGACGCGUCGACGCCUCUUGCCUCCACGAGUCCACGGUAGUCUGUUUCGAACCCCCUCUUUGGAAAUCCGGGAGACGCCACUGAUGGGGGCUUUUGUUUAGUUUUGAUGAAAAAAACAAUCGCUGCUGGGAAAAGGACUAUGUUUCUCUUUGCUUUCCUCCUCCCUAUUUUGCGUCUUGGCCUAUUGCUAUGAUUCCGACUAAUUUACAUUGAAAUGGUUAGGUCCAAGUAACGACUCCUUUCUACUGUUUUCUCCCCUUUUUAUUGAUUGAGUCUGUGUGCAAGUUAAACUUUUGGCUACUGGAAUAACAGUUAAAUGACUUGGUUAAAUUUUAUGCUUCCUGAGUCAUCUUAUGGGAACUGUAUUUGUGACAAUCUGAAUUAUUAAUUCCUCAAAGAAGUUUUUGUCGUAAAGGGAAAAUAAGAGGAAAAACUUGACAAGUCCUACUCCGUAUUAAAUUAAUUAAUCUUCUGAAAAUGUAUUUGUGAGAUGUAUGACCAUAUUGCACUGAAUUUCUUACGAGGUUUGUAUGCAUAUAUGAACUCAAAUUUGCCAACUGGAUUUAGCCUAAAUUUAGUAUCCUAUUUCUGAAAUCUGCUAGUACUUGAUAGCAAUUUUCUACGAAACUUGUUGAGACGGGAAAGUUUGAAACUCAUGAUCGAGUCUACUUACUUUUGAAGUUAGUGUUGAUGUUUCCCGUUGCAACGGCAAGUGUAGAAAGAGUAUUUUCCAGAAUGAUGCAAGUGAAAGAUAAAUUGCGUAAUAGCAUGGGAGUCAAAUGUUGAAUGAUUGUUUGAUUACUUAUUAUCUAGAAAGAGAUUUGUUUUAUAAUGUUAGCAUGGAUGAUAUUGUAAGUCGUUAUCAAAACAUGAAAAUUCGUUUGUAAUAUGUAUUUGCAUUACUUUAUGAAAUGAACUUUUUUAUGUAUUUUUUUUUCUUCAUUAUACAAGCUUUGAUUAUUUUUUGAUAUUUUAUGCGGUCGAUGGACGAUGAUGGGACAACCUAUUAAUCAAAUCCUGGAUCCGCCACUGCAUAUAUUCCUCUCUUUCUGUUUCUCUGUAGCAAGUAUAAAAUGGCGGGUGUGACGGGAACCCUAACAAACACAGCACUACAACAUAGCUUUAAACAGUUUACACUCUCCAAAUUACGACAACUUCAUCAACAUAGAAAACUUCAUUUUCAUCUUAAUUUUGCUAAUUUCUCCACGACCCAAUUCAAUUCUCACAAAACCCAUUCAGCAAAUGUGGAUAAUUUGAUUGUUCUUGGGAUUGAAACAAGUUGUGAUGACACCGCUGCUGCUGUUGUGAGAGGCAAUGGAGAAAUUCUUAGUCAAGUCGUGUCAACUCAGGCAGAUCUGCUUGUCCAAUAUGGAGGAGUUGCCCCAAAAAUGGCUGAAGAGGCCCAUUCGAGGGCCAUUGAUUGGGUUACACAAGCAGCACUUGAUAAAGCAAAUUUAACCGCUAAAGAUCUUUCCGCAGUCGCAGUUACUAUUGGUCCUGGAUUAAGUCUUUGCCUACGUGUUGGUGUCUGUAAAGGUCGAGAAAUUGCUCGUAGCUUCCAGCUGCCUAUAAUUGGCGUGCAUCAUAUGGAGGCCCAUACUUUAGUAGCAAGGUUGACAGAUAGAGACCUUCAGUUUCCCUUCAUGGCUCUGCUCAUUUCAGGAGGACACAAUCUUCUGAUUCUUGCACAUGGUCUGGGCCAUUACAUACAACUUGGAACGACCAUUGAUGAUGCAAUUGGUGAAGCAUACGACAAGACAGCAAAGUGGCUUGGCCUUGAUAUGAGGAGGAGUAGUGGUCCUGCUAUAGAGGAUCUUGCCCGAGAGGGUGAUCCUGACUCUAUAAGAUUCAAAACUCCAAUGCUACAUCACAAGGAUUGCAACUUUUCCUAUGCUGGUCUGAAAACUCAAGUGAAGCUGGCAAUUGCAUCAAAAAACAUUGAUGCUGAAAUUCCCCUUUCCUUAGCAAGUAGCCAUGAAAGAAGCUCUAGGGCUGACAUUGCUGCUUCUUUUCAGCGAGUUGCAGUGUUGCAUUUGGAGGAAAGAUGUGAAAGAGCUAUCGAAUGGGCAUUGAAAAUGGAGCCAUCAAUUAAAUGCUUUGUUGUCUCAGGUGGCGUAGCGUCAAAUCAAUAUGUGAGAGCAAGACUUGAUCAGAUUGCCAAGAAUAAAGGCCUGCAGCUUGUUUGCCCCCCACCCAGCCUUUGUACUGACAAUGGUGUCAUGGUUGCUUGGACUGGCAUUGAGCACUUUCAGAUGGGAAGAUUUGAUACACCACCACCUGCCGAUGAACCUGAAGAUACAGUGUAUGAUCUCCGACCUAGAUGGCCGCUGGGGGAGGAAUAUGCUGAUGGAAAAAGUGAGGCACGCUCCAUGAGAAAAGCCAGGAUGCAUCCAUCUCUCACAUCUCUCAUCCAAGGCUCAGCCAAACAACUCUUGUAGCAUCACAUGAUCUCCCAGUUUCUUCAUUAUGGUAAGUAGCGAUGCUUUUGAGGCAUCUGAUGCUGCUGGGUUUCCGUUAGGAUGCAAGAAUGCUGUGCUACGCUUAUCUGCAGGAGUCAUCCUUAACCAUUCAGUCUAAGAGUUGACAACUGUUCAUAUUACAGCAUUAGAACUGUAGAUCUUCAUCACUCAUAUUUUUUGUAUGUACUGAUUUUUUUUGCUUAUAAGUGAAAUCCAAUUUUCAAGGGCAAUGAUAGUUCUAAAGAUUUUUUUU